AUGGCUUCUAUACAGUUUCUCCUCAAUCCUCUUCCCAGCCUUCCUAGCUCGGAUCGCUGUCCUCUUCCCACUCCUUCGCCGACAAUCUCCUCAAGCACUGCCAUGCUACGUUCUCCUCGUCAGAAGAAGCAGAAGAUGGCCAAAGAUGCCCCGAUCUUCCAGCGCGGAAAACCCAGAGGCGAGGUGCGCUAUCCUCCUUACGAAGACCGAGACGGCAAGUUUUCUUGUCAACAUCAGGACUUCCGUAUCCAUCCUCUUGGAAAUAUUGCCGACUAUCCAAGACAUAUUCCAUAUAACAGCGACAAGAAAUCAUUUCAGGAAAGGACAGGGCGAGAAAGCUUUGAGGUCUUUCAGUACACGUUCCAGCUUCCGGGAGAAGAAAAACAGUGGACAGUAAUGUGGGACUAUAAUAUUGGCCUUGUUCGAACGACACAUCUUUUCAAAUGCAAUGACUAUUCAAAGACAACUCCAGCAAAGAUGCUAAACCAGAACCCCGGGCUUCGUGAUAUUUGUCACAGCAUCACAGGGGGCGCCCUUGCGGCACAAGGGUACUGGAUGCCCUACGAAGCCGCCAAAGCCAUAGCAGCAACCUUCUGCUGGAAGAUCCGCUUCGCACUCACUCCGCUCUUCGGCGACAACUUCCCAGACCUCUGCAUUCACCCUGACGACCGCGCUCGAUUCGGUCGGAUGGUCAUCGAUCCAGGCAUCGUCCGAAUCGCGACUGAAAAAGCAAACCUCUACCGUAUGCUCGAGCUCCGGUGCUCAACUACGAACUCGCUCAGGGCAGACUACGUCCUGCGUCCUAGCUCUGCCCCAGACAUAGACAGGACGGAUCCAAACCUGGAAAGGGACAGAGUAGCCCUGGGCCGGCACAUCCUCCCAAAAUCUCACCGCCACCAUCACCACCGCAGCAAAACGUCUCCGUCAACUAAUACGUCCUUGGUCGGAUACGGCUCCUCACCUGAGGUGGAGUACUACAGCUGCGGCACAGAACCAUACUGCGUUUCUCCCGAGAGUCCGAUUCGGAGCUCAUUUACGCCAGUGAACACGCCUCGCAGCACGGAUAUCUAUCCUUCCUCUUCAUCCACAAACUUCCUCCGUUCACCACAUGAACUUCUCGCUUCGCUUUCCUCGUCUGCCUCAAUUGCAAGGGCACGAAUAGAAAGGGCCUCAAAAAUAUCAGGAGCAAGAGUGAUCCCCAGUUCCGUGCCAUCUAACGUCACCUCUAUCACAACGAAAGGAAGAGACAAUACCGGCCACAGUGCCCUAAUGGAAGAGAGCGACAUCGACGCAGAUGCCGAGACAGACUCUGGACAUGAACACGAUCUGGACUUCGAGCUCAGCUCGUCUGACGAAUCAUCUACCUCGUCAACUGUGUCCUCAAGCACAAGCAGCGCCAGCUUAGGCUUUGCUGCUAACAGUCGCAAUCGCCCAUACCGUGAUGACGACGAACCCCACCGAGACACAGACGAAGAGAUGGUUGACUACCGUGCACCAAAGAGAAUAGCAACAGCUGGAGCUAGAGAUCGGAGAUGGGGACGGGGAAGGAGAGUCAUUCAUCAAGAGCAUAGUGAUAUCGAGACCUCUCGACGAGCACGAAAACACGCACAGAGAUCAUCAAACGCCAGACUCGUGUGCGAGAUGACAGCCGCCCAUGCCCUUAUAAGUCUCUUGCAUGACGCGACGGGCAGUGACGUUGAUGUCGACACCCACAAUAGACUCGAAUGUGGGCGUAGCCCCGACGGCGGCGUCAAGAACAACCUCAAGGGUUCUUACUUUGGUAUCAGGCUCAACCACAAUCCUUCUACUGAGUCGGGACAAAAGCGACGUCGGGCGUCAGCUUGA
Molecule: messenger RNA, 1845 nt
Organism: Aspergillus nidulans FGSC A4
Lineage: Eukaryota; Fungi; Ascomycota; Eurotiomycetes; Eurotiales; Aspergillaceae
Product: putative APSES transcription factor Xbp1
Exons: 4
Coding region: 1-1845 (614 amino acids)
Biological process (GO): regulation of DNA-templated transcription; DNA-templated transcription
Cellular component (GO): nucleus
Molecular function (GO): DNA binding; DNA-binding transcription factor activity, RNA polymerase II-specific
Source: RefSeq, a predicted model, not a curated record